GCAGCUGGAGCAGGAAAUGCGAGGGCCGGUCCAAUGUCCUAGCAUAAAUAUUACAUGUUCCAUACUGCAAGUGAUGGUGGAUUUUAGCAAUCAGGGACCUUCUGCUCGCUUGGGAAGAGAAGGAACAUGGUGGGUCUGCUUUGCUGAUAGCCAGGGAUGCGGGCAGAACAAAUCUGGCUUGUAGAGACUUGAGCAGGGAGGAGGAUAUUGCUGGCUCCUGGCGGCCUGGAUCGAGAGCACGAUAAAGAAGAGAACUUUAUGGGCAGAAGGAAUUCCGCGCUGUGCUUGGCACCUGUGACCUCCAGAGCCCUUUUCCUUUGAAAGUCUUACAGCGGCUUACUCUCCUUCCUCCUCUUCUUCCAACUCCCCCCCCCCAUUAAAACAAAACAAAGAGCCCUCUGGAUGCAUCGCAGUGGCUAGAAAUGCCGCUUCUUCCUACUGCACCUCCAACUCACUCCAGCUCUCGGAAGAACUGGGGAGCAGCCUGACUUCUCCCCUUGCCUCCAGGACAGCCAAGCGGAGCAAGGGAGGUGGGGACACACUGUUUUGCCAGUGCUGAUGCUUCAGCUGGGUACCUAAAGAUCCAGCAGUGCAUCCGUUGCAUCUCCCUCCAGACUGGAUGCAUUAUGACACACCUGUGGAGCCCUUGCCUUUGGCCUGCCUGAAGAGCUGUCCCCGAGACCAGCAGAAGCCUUGGCCAAAGACUGAGCUGUGCCAUGGCUUCCGAAAGACCCUCCAACCUGCCCAGCAUUCCUGAAGACACCUCCAGUACCACAGACAAUGACGAGGCCUUCCUCCCCAGUGAGUCCAGUGACUCACAGGCCUUAGCCAAACAGGUGACCCUUAGCAGGGCACCCAGCUCUCCGGUCUUGUUUGCUGCCCAUUCGCCCAGCUACCUCAUGAAACUGAAGGCCAACAGGAGCAUGUACGACUUUGGUCGGAAAAUGAAAACAGUGGGUUUCGAGGUGGAGAAUGGCCCGUCACCUGGGCGCAGCCCGCUGGAUCCCCAGGCCAGCCCAGGUCUGGUGCUUCACCCCAGCUUUCCGCAGAGCCAGAGGCGUGAGUCCUUCCUGUACCGCUCGGACAGCGACUAUGACAUGUCUCCAAAGACCAUGUCACGCAACUCGUCCAUCGCCAGUGAAGCACAUACUGAAGACCUGAUAGUGACACCAUUUGCCCAGGUCCUGGCAAGUUUGAGGAGCGUACGUAAUAAUUUCUCCAUCCUGGCAAAUGUUCCUACGCCAACAUCCAACAAGAGGUCUCCCAUGGGCAGCCAGCCAACUGUUUGCAGAGCCACGCUCUCAGAAGAAACAUACCAGCAGAUGGCCAAAGAGACUUUGGAAGAGCUAGACUGGUGCCUUGACCAGCUGGAGACCAUUCAGACGUACCGCUCUGUUAGUGAGAUGGCAUCCAACAAGUUCAAAAGAAUGCUGAACCGUGAACUAACCCACCUCUCUGAAAUGAGCCGCUCUGGAAACCAGGUCUCUGAAUAUAUUUCCAACACCUUCUUAGACAAGCAGAACGAUGUGGAGAUUCCAUCCCCAACACAGAAAGAGCGGGAGAAGAAGAAGAAGCAGCAACCCAUGUGCCAGAUCAGCGGAGUCAAGAAACUCAUGCACAGUUCCAGCCUGACCAAUUCCAGUAUUCCCCGCUUUGGGGUCAAAACUGACCAGGAAGAGCCGCUCAGUAAGGAACUGGAACACCUAAACAAGUGGGGCCUUAACAUCUUCCGGGUCGCCGAGUACACCAACAAUCGGUCGCUCAGCUGCAUCAUGUAUACAAUAUUCCAGGAAAGAGACUUGCUGAAAACUUUCAAGAUCCCCGUGGACACAUUAGUCACCUACAUCAUGACACUAGAAGACCACUAUCACGCCGACGUGGCUUAUCACAACAGCCUCCAUGCUGCUGACGUCACGCAGUCCACUCACGUUCUUCUGUCUACACCUGCCUUGGAUGCUGUCUUCACUGACCUUGAGAUCCUGGCUGCAAUAUUUGCUGCUGCCAUCCAUGAUGUGGACCACCCUGGUGUCUCCAACCAGUUCUUGAUCAAUACCAAUUCGGAGCUGGCGCUGAUGUACAACGACGAGUCAGUCCUGGAGAACCAUCACCUGGCGGUGGGUUUCAAGCUGCUGCAGGAAGAGAACUGCGAUAUUUUCCAGAACCUGAGCAAGAGGCAGCGACAGACUUUGCGGAAGAUGGUCAUCGACAUGGUCCUGGCUACCGACAUGUCCAAACAUAUGAGCCUCUUGGCCGACCUCAAGACGAUGGUGGAGACCAAGAAAGUGACCAGCUCAGGGGUGCUUCUGCUGGACAACUACACUGACAGAAUACAGGUCCUGCGGAACAUGGUUCACUGUGCGGAUUUGAGCAACCCCACGAAGCCGCUGGAGCUCUAUCGGCAAUGGACAGACCGGAUCAUGGAAGAGUUCUUCCGGCAGGGGGACAAAGAGCGGGAGCGGGGCAUGGAGAUCAGCCCCAUGUGCGACAAGCACACGGCCUCCGUGGAGAAAUCGCAGGUGGGCUUCAUUGACUACAUCGUGCACCCGCUGUGGGAGACGUGGGCGGACCUGGUGCACCCAGAUGCACAAGACAUUUUGGACACCCUCGAGGACAACAGGGACUGGUACCACAGCAUGAUCCCCCAGAGCCCCUCUCCCCCUCCGGACGACACGGAGAAGGACGAUGAAGCCUGCCUGGAGAAAUUCCAGUUUGAGCUGACUCUGGAGGAAGAGGGGGAGGACUCAGAGCAGUCUGAAAAGGACCACAGCAGCCCCGGCGACGAGGACAAUAGCUACUACACAGCCGCAGAGGAGCAGCAACACGAGUCCCAGGAAGGGCAGGACAGACUAACGGACGACACAGUGAACGACACGUCUCCCGGCACAUCAUGACUUUGGGGAAGGGACAACUGAAAAAGCAAAAAAACACACACACACGAAAGUUUUCAUGAGGGAGGGGCAGGGAUAAAAAACAACAACGAAAAAACUCAUUUUUUAUUUUUAUUGUAUUUUUUAUAAAAAGAAAAUCAACAAGAAAAAAAGGGAAAUAUACACAGCAACUGUAGAACCAGGUUGGCCCAAGCAAGGGGCAGUAGCCCUGCUGCUUCAGUGAGCGGCCCAAGCACUCCAGAAAUAAUCUUACCUUUAAUUUUGCUUUCUUUUUCUUUCUUUCUUCUCCGUUGUUGCCGAGUGGGUUUUUAUUAUUUUCCUUUGCUGCUUAAAAAAAAAAGGACGGGUGCCAUCAGGAACAGAAGGAGGGCGAUGGUGAUGAAAAGCAUGUAUGAAGUGGUGGUAAAGGCCAAGCAGGAAUAAUAAUAAUAAUAAUAAUAAUAAUAAUAAUAAUAAUAAUAAUAAUAGUAUUUUAAGCCAUUUGUUGUAA
Podarcis raffonei (Aeolian wall lizard) is the source of this 3378-nucleotide messenger RNA. It is a transcript of the gene PDE4A, whose product is annotated as phosphodiesterase 4A. Gene Ontology annotation, molecular function: 3',5'-cyclic-AMP phosphodiesterase activity. The record is from RefSeq and is a predicted model, not a curated record. Gene Ontology annotation, biological process: signal transduction. Gene Ontology annotation, cellular component: perinuclear region of cytoplasm; cytosol; nucleus. NCBI's taxonomy places the organism in Eukaryota, Metazoa, Chordata, Lepidosauria, Squamata, Lacertidae. The coding region runs from base 717 to 2891 and encodes 724 amino acids. The transcript has 16 exons.